AUGGACACUAACGAGCUUGUGGAUAUUGUUCACGAGAUGCAAGGUCAACUUUGGGUUGACAAGGUGAACGAGUCCCACCGAACAGGCCGUCUCUGCCAGUGGGUGUCAACUUUCCAUUCCGAGAAACUUCCCUGUCAACUUGAAGGUACCUUUCACCACGGUGCAUUUAAUGCCGGCGUGAAGAUGGUGUUCCCUGACUGCACUGCCUGGAUGGUUCGUUUCCCUCGCGUUGGGAUGGUCUGUGACGACUAUGCCGACGAGAAAGUUGCCGUGGAGGUCACAGCUCUAGAUCUCAUUCGCGACCAGACUACGAUCCCCGUCCCGCGAGUCUGGGCGUGGGGCUCCGCUGCCAGCAACCCACUGGGUUUGGGCCCGUUUAUCAUAAUGGACUUCAUUGAUGGUGUGAGCCUUAAUGAUCUACUCCGGGACCCCAAUGCCGAAAGCCCCAGCCGAGUGAUAAGAGAGGAUAUCAGCGACAGUGAUAUAGAAGUUAUUUACAGACAGCUGGCGAACUUUUUGCUUCAGCUAUUCAAACUUGAUUUUGACCGGAUUGGCAGCCUGGUAUCACCACAGGCUGAAGCCGAGAGCCCACCGCCACGACCCCUAACUUUCAAGGCACACUGCAUCUUACAAAAUGGAGGAGUUGAUACUUUCGGUGACCGGGAGCAGGGGUUUGCGACAACCACCGAAUUUUUUCAAUAUCUCGCCCACCAGGACUGGAUGCAACUUGCUCAGCAGCCGAACUCAGUUGUUGGUCCAUAUGAUGCUAAGAACAAACAUGUGGCGUUCAACGCCCUCAAAUCCCUGAUACCUGACUUGGUCCACGCGAAGUACGACAGUCGCAAGUUUAAGCUGAUUUGCGACGACCUUGGCCUGGCGAACCUGAUUGUCCGUGGUAGGCAAGACCUCACCGUUGUUGGAGUAGUGGACCUAGAGUGGUCUUACAUCGGACCCGCCCAGCUGUUUGGCUCGGCGCCGUGGUGGCUUCUUCAAGACAGGCCCGUCAACCCCGAGUGGGAUUGCGAGGGCGACGAGCCGCCCGAGAUUGGUACCCGGUACUUCAAAUAUCUAGAUAUUUUCAUACGCAUUCUGGAGGAGGAAGAGGCAAAAAUGCCAGAAUAUCAAGAGAGAGAGCUCUCCAGUCUCGUCAAGUGGUCACAGGCCUCCGGAGCCAUGUGGCUGCACAUGCUCCUGUCAUCUGGAUUCAAUGAUCAACACAAUUUUCCUUUUACGCAACUGCGCAGACAUAUUGGGCCUGCCGAGUGGGCGAGGCGUGAGAAGGCGUUCGAGAUCGCAGAAGAACUUGAGGCAUUCGCGGAAAGGAAGGUGAGCGAGUUGGAUAAGUAUGAUGAAGCCUUGGAGAAGAUGGAGGAGACCAAAGAGCUCGUGGACAGCGGAAAAAUAACAAAGCAGGAAUUCGUUGAUAAGGCUCUAAUAGAGCUCGGAUGUUCCCCUUGUUCCUCGUUAUCUGAUGAAUGA
Molecule: messenger RNA, 1479 nt
Organism: Aspergillus steynii IBT 23096
Lineage: Eukaryota; Fungi; Ascomycota; Eurotiomycetes; Eurotiales; Aspergillaceae
Product: phosphotransferase family protein
Exons: 2
Coding region: 1-1479 (492 amino acids)
Source: RefSeq, a predicted model, not a curated record